AUGGCUACUGACAAGGAACAACCCCAAGUCACCCUUCACUGGCUCAAUCAAUCUCGAUCUCAAAGCUUGCUAUGGCUACUUGAAGAGCUCAAGAUCAAGUUCGACGUCAAGGUGUACCACCGCAACAAGGAAACCUCUCUCGCACCCCCAGAGCUUGAGCAAGUGCAUCCUCUAGGCAAAUCCCCCGUCGUCGUCAUCACGCCGCCUGGCGAGGGCGCUGAGCCAAUUGUCCUCGCGGAGAGCGGCCACUUGGCGCAGUAUCUCUGCGAGCAUUUCCCAGAGGGCCGCCGCCUCGUGCCGCAGAAAUGGAAAGAGGGCAUGGAGGGCAAGAUUGGUGGUGAGACCGAGGCCUGGUUGCGCAACCAGUACUUUUUGCACUAUAGCGAAGGCAGCUUCAUGCCGUAUCUGGUGCUCAGCCUGGUGAUUGGAAAGCUCAAGCAACCCCCGAUCCCAUUCUUCCUCCGCCCAGUCACCACCGCCGUCGCCAACCGCAUCUUUGCAAGCUACAUCUUCCCCAACAUCUACAAGCACAUCAAGUUCCUCGAUCAACAGCUCCGAACCUCCGGCGGCCGCUACAUCUGCUGCGACCACCUCACCGCGGCAGACAUCAUCCUCAGCUUCCCGCUCUUUGCUGGCCAGGGAAGCUUCGACUCCAUGGGUGAAUGGGAAGAGCAGCUGGGUAGCGAGGUUGGGUAUAAGAAAAGUACUGAAACUAUCGCGAAUAUUGAGGCUGAGGCGGGUGAGGCGGGCCAAUGGCGUAGCAAGGUUUGA
Molecule: messenger RNA, 771 nt
Organism: Trichoderma breve
Lineage: Eukaryota; Fungi; Ascomycota; Sordariomycetes; Hypocreales; Hypocreaceae
Exons: 4
Coding region: 1-771 (256 amino acids)
Source: RefSeq, a predicted model, not a curated record